Messenger RNA from Rotaria socialis, 1611 nucleotides. NCBI's taxonomy places the organism in Eukaryota, Metazoa, Rotifera, Eurotatoria, Philodinida, Philodinidae. The record is from the annotation of a GenBank genome assembly.
AUGAAUCGCCUUCAAUUAUUUUUAUUAUUACUAACUAUUACCACACAAUAUUUUACUAUCGUAAAUUCCACACCCCAAGCAACAAUUAUAUUCAUUCCACUAGAUGAACGUUUUACAACACGAUCAAUCGUAAUAAAUCUAGCUCGUCUUAUCAAAGAUGACUUCACUAUCAUAACACCGCCUAUAGACUUAAUCAGUCAUUGGAAACAACCAGCAAAUACAAGUGUAAUUUUUCAAUGGAUACAUGAUCAAAUUACAACUUCAUGUUCAAUGUCAACGUCAUGUUCAUUAUUGAUAUCAACAGAACAACUUAUCUAUGGUGGUCUUAUCAAUAGUCGAAUUAGCAAUACUUCAUAUGAUGAAUUAAAUUCAAGAUUAAAUACAUUAGUUGGAUUAAAACGUGAAUUUGGUUCUAAACUUCAAAUCUAUUUGAGUUCUGUUAUAAUGCGCAUACCGGCAUAUAAUGGAGAUUUCGAAGAGCCUGAUUAUUGGGCUACAUACGGUCGUCUUAUUUAUUUAUGGUCAUUUUAUAGCGACCGAUAUGCUGUACUACAUAAUCCAGCCGAUGAAGAGCAAGUUCAAAGUUUAGAAAAACAAAUACCAACGAAUAUUCUCGAUGAAUUUAUAUGGCGACGUGCAAGAAAUUAUAAUUUAACUUAUACACUCUUACAUGAUUAUAUGAAAAUUUAUUUCGAACGUAUUUGGUUAACACUGGAUGAUAAUGCUGAAUAUGGAUUAAAUAAAGCUGAAGAAAGAAAAUUAAUUGAAUUAAUCAAUGAUCCUUCAGUUAAUAUAAGUUCAAAAGUAAAUAUUUAUCCUGGCGCUGAUGAAGUUAGUUUAGCAAUACUUAGUCAAAUUGUUGUUAAUAAUGAACAAAAACAACAAGAAUCAUCGAUACCAACAUUCAGUGUAGUCUUUAGAAAUGUAACAACAAAAAAUUAUAUACCGAAUUAUGAAGGAGCACCACUUAAUGCAAGUGUUCUUAAACAGAUAACAGCUGUCGGCGGACAAUACAUCGAAUAUGAGAAUGAAACAUCUGCUGAUAUACUUGUUCUCGUCAACAAUUGGUCAACAGAUACACAACAAGAAGCACCUGAAUUACAAACUUGUGAAGAUUAUUCUGUAUUAGAUAUUAAAACAAAUAAAUCUAUUAUUGUCUAUGCUGAUGUACGUUAUAGUAAUGGAGGUGACAUUUGUUUUUCACAAUGGAUAUUAAAUCAAACACGAUUUGGCACUUAUGCAUACGCGGGAUGGAAUACAAAUGGAAACACACUAGGUACAUGUUUAAGUAAUGGCGUUUUACUUAAAUAUUAUUUGAAUAAUAAAUCAACAAAUGAAGUCGUAAAAGAAAAUCGUCGAUUUACGCUAUAUCGUUUUAUGGAAGAUGUUAAAUAUCAAGCAAAUCUUCGUCAACUUCUUUCGCUGUAUCUUACAUAUGUAUCACUCGAUCCAUCCGAUAAACUUAAUAAUGAUCCUACAUUUUAUGAAAGAUUUAUUCAAAAAGGUUUUAUAUCGUAUGGAAACACAAUAACUAAUGAAUUUACUGUUGACAAUGUUUACUAUCCAUGGAAUCGAACAUUUGAAAUUGGGUUUCAAUUAAAUGAUAAUUAA